AUGUCAACCAUGAUCGACCCGACCAAGCAGGCUGAAUACCCUAUCGUCCUGGGUGAACGACUGGCCAAAAAUACAGACUCAGACCGCCUGAUCAAUGUCAACUACAAUUACAAGUCCAAAGCUGCAACACCCCAACAACGAUCAACGAUCACCCGUUCCUCCCGGUCGCGCGAUAUCUACGACCUGACCGUCACCGAUAAGCCUCCGAGCGCCGAUCACACCUUGACUUAUUCAUACCAAGGCAGCGAAGACCCGACGGGCGAGCGAGCCCUCGUCCUGGUCUUCGACCCCGAACGCAAAGUCUUCGUGCUGGAGCCGGUCUCCAGCAAAUUGAAUUUCAAUCUACGGUCGGCACCGGGCAAGACGGAGAAGCAAGUUCUGGAACAAUACGAGCAGCUACGAAUAUCACAGGAGGAGGAUCACAUAUCGGGCGAUGAUCGCAAUGGAGGAAAUACCAGCGAAGACGAAGGUCCGGCUGAUGACAGCAAUCCCUACGACUUUCGACACUUCCUCCCCAAGGAGGGUGCCGAGGAUGUCAAGCCCGCCUCGCGGAACUCUACGCCAGAGCCGAUCUACACCAGCAAAGCCAACACGCCCGUGCUACCACCUGCCAGACCCGCGGCGAAGCCUGCACCCCGACCAAAGACGCAAAAGCAAACGAACCCUCUCCGCGAAACCAAGCGUGUACAGAAGCCGCCUGUAAAGCCGAAGGUUCCCCGGGAUGUACCCGCCGAGCGACCCCGAGAGCCAGUCUCUCGUCCAGAACCGCCGGUUGACCAGGACGACUCUCGACUGUCGAUAUCAGAUGCAGGCACAGGCAAUGGCUCGCAACGGUCCAUCCAGUCCCCAGGUUCCAAUAUCAUCAUCGACGGGGAAUUGAUUAUUGACAUGGGCUCCCCUCCUCCUAAACGAGCCUUCAAAGUCAACCCCUCCUUCUUCUCCUCGAAUAACACGCCAGCCGACGAUAGGGACGGCGAGGAAUCGGAAGAGGAAAUGGAGUCUUUCCGGCUACCCUCCCCAGCCAGAGAUACCAAGCCCGCUCCCUCUGCUCCCGCCGAUACCGGAGAUGAUAUGGAGGACGAUGAUGCACUGGCUGCAGAAAUGGAAGCCGCCUUUGAAGCGAGUGCGCGUGAGGAAGAGGCCCGUAGCCACCAAUAUGGUCAGAGGAGUUACCAUGUGGCUAGUGAUGAUGAGAGUGAGGUCAGUGAGGAGGAAUAA
Molecule: messenger RNA, 1218 nt
Organism: Penicillium cataractarum
Lineage: Eukaryota; Fungi; Ascomycota; Eurotiomycetes; Eurotiales; Aspergillaceae
Product: ELL-associated factor
Exons: 1
Coding region: 1-1218 (405 amino acids)
Source: RefSeq, a predicted model, not a curated record